GGGAGAGCAGCAGCUGCCACGUACCUCGUUGGCUUUGUGAUCCUGGUCAUCUGUUUCGCUCUCGCAGUCAUCGCGUUCUCGAUCGAGAUACUCCGCUUCAACUUUGUGCGAGGAAUUGGAGGCCUGCUCUUUGUUGUUGCUGCAUUCCAGAUCAUAGGCUUGGUCAUCUACCCAGUGAAAUUCGUGGAAGACAUUCCACUGACGGGAGAUAAUAUGUUCAGCUGGGCCUAUGGCUUUGGUUGGGCCAGCACUGUUGUUGUAAUAGGUUGUGCUUUCUUCUUCUGCUGCCUCCCCAACUGGGAAGACGAAGUCCUGGGAAACAUCAAGCCUACCUAUUACUACUCUUCCCCAGAGAGAGCACCAUACUUAAAUUGAAAGAUUAAAUCCAAGUACAAUCAACUGUCAAAACAACAGAGGAGUACCUCUGCUGUAAAUUUGGUGCGAUUAUAGGAGACUGAAAGAAACCACCGUAUUUUUCUGGAGUAUUUCUUACUAGCCCUGGCAAUAAAUAAGUAAAAACAUUAGCAUCUUUAAGC
Molecule: messenger RNA, 536 nt
Organism: Eurypyga helias (sunbittern)
Lineage: Eukaryota; Metazoa; Chordata; Aves; Eurypygiformes; Eurypygidae
Product: p53 apoptosis effector related to PMP-22-like
Exons: 2
Biological process (GO): cell-cell adhesion
Cellular component (GO): cell-cell junction
Source: RefSeq, a predicted model, not a curated record